This is a messenger RNA of Daldinia loculata, 1299 nucleotides long. RefSeq lists its product as uncharacterized. Bases 553 to 1191 code for a protein of 212 amino acids. The transcript is spliced from 2 exons. The record is from RefSeq and is a predicted model, not a curated record. NCBI's taxonomy places the organism in Eukaryota, Fungi, Ascomycota, Sordariomycetes, Xylariales, Hypoxylaceae.
UGUAAGCCACAUAAGAUGUACUUACCUGUACUUACCGUAUACAUGUACACUAGAAUAAUAACAUUUCCAAGACGCCGCUGUCGACAGUAGCUUCCUUCCCAUCCCAAGCCCGCUUACCUAUUAGCGUACCCCGCAUACCUAGAGAGGAGGUGCAUAGUAGCUUCGCAUAACCAAAUCAGGCAAUUGACCCCUCCACCGAACGGCCGCUUAUCCCUCAGAUUGCAAGCUUGUACCUUGGAGUGCGUCAUGCCUCGGGUCGUCCCACGAUUGAGUUGGUGCUGCAGAAGCAUAUGAUCGCUGCCAGCUAUAGAAAUACAUACCUCUUUGGGAUUAAUUCAACUGGCCAGGUCGUAGAACGUGAGCUAUUUGUUUUCUGUUUUUCUUGUUCCUGGUUGUGAUACCUUCGAUACGAUUUUUGAGCUUCGACGUCGUACGAGUUAUACCGCCUAGCCUAGCCUAUCUAGUUAGCUAACUUUUAUAUACCCAAGCUUCCUCUUGAAUUUAUUUUUUCAUCUUUAGUCCUAGACGCAGCUCCCUGAGACAUUAAACGCCAUGGCAGCUCCGGCAUCCAAGACAAUUGGCGAUCUGAACGGGAAGUGGGUUCUGAACAAAACCCUCUCCGACCCCGUCGACCCAGCCCUCUCCCUCCAAGGCGUAAGCUGGCUCGUGCGCAAAGCCAUCGGCGCCGCCACCGUAACCCUCGCAACGAAGCAAUACCAAGGCGCCGCCACGCCCCCCAACACCACCAGCACCGAGCUCGUAACCCGCAUCGACAUCCAGCAGAUCGCCACCGCCGGCGUCAAGGGCACCGCCGAGAACCGGUGUCUGGACUACGAGUUCCGCGAGCACAGCGACUGGCUGUUCGGCCGCGUGCGCGGGCGGAGCCGCUGGAUCGGCUCGGAGGAAUUAGCUGCGCACGUGGGGCCCGACGGGGAGGCGCGCAAGACGGGGGUUGUGGAGGAUGAUUUCGCGGCGAGGGAUUGGCUUGAGGGGGAGGAGGAGAAGGGCGGGCCGCUGGGCGAGACGCAUAUCUUGAAUCAUGUCGAGAGUUUGGAUGCGGGGUGGACGGCGCUGCAGGUCUGGGGGUUCCAGAAUGUGGGUGGUGAGAGGAGGUAUGUACGGAAUGUAGUCGUGGCGAAGGACGGCACGUUUGUCAACUUUAAGAUGGUGUAUGACUGGGUCCCCGAGUAGUGUGCUGCAUCAUUGAGAGUUUCUCGGGUGUGAAGCACUCACUCUUCAUCUAGCCGUGAGUUGGGGCGAGCUACUCGAGCGAGUGAUAUUUAAGGGAGUAAAUAUGAA